AACGGCUACAGAAGGGACGUGUGGAAUAAUUAAUUCACGAGACACGCCACUAGGAGUAUUUCAGCACACCACAACGUCAUCUUUAUCAACUGGUAGAAAUACGACCGAAACAAGGCCGAAGCGCAUGCGCACUUCUUUUAAACACCACCAAGUGCGCUCUAUGAAAUCAUAUUUUGCCAUCAAUCAUAACCCAGACGCUAAGGAUUUAAAGCAACUGUCCCAAAAAACAGGACUCAGCAAACGGGUUCUUCAAGUCUGGUUCCAAAAUGCACGAGCCAAGUGGAGAAGAAACUUAUUACGUCAACAGACCCAAGGACCGGAAGUUGUCCAGGAUUCAAAACCACUGGCGGAAAUGACGCCACAAGAGACUUUACUCGGCGCUCAGGGGUCUUCGAUGAAUCUAGCCGAAAUGCACCCCACACAAAUUAUGAAGGAGGAACAAAAUGUUUCCUCGUAUACAAUGAUGUUUUAAGAUCAAAGAUUGAACUCAUUAAUGUUUAUUUUUCUUCUAUGUUUUAACCCUACGACGAGACUCAGUAGAGAAGCUAACUCCUACAAGUACGACAGUGAACGUUAACAUGUAAGAAGCUGUGAAACCUGUUGUACAUUUUCCAUAGAGGUUGACAUGGAAGUAGAAACCAGAAAUUACUCUGGUGUAGUUGACAAAGCCAAUAAACUUAGGGUACCCUUCUCUUGUAAA
Messenger RNA from Limulus polyphemus (Atlantic horseshoe crab), 700 nucleotides. Its product is annotated as LIM/homeobox protein Lhx9-like. The transcript is spliced from 2 exons. The record is from RefSeq and is a predicted model, not a curated record. Gene Ontology annotation, cellular component: nucleus. Gene Ontology annotation, biological process: neuron differentiation; regulation of transcription by RNA polymerase II. The coding region runs from base 125 to 472 and encodes 115 amino acids. Gene Ontology annotation, molecular function: DNA-binding transcription factor activity, RNA polymerase II-specific; RNA polymerase II transcription regulatory region sequence-specific DNA binding. Lineage: Eukaryota; Metazoa; Arthropoda; Merostomata; Xiphosura; Limulidae.